AUUUUACUAUAUUUUAAUAAUAAUAAUUAAAAUAUAACUAACCAGAUCGAAGCAGUUGACGACGACUCUCAAAACCACUCUGACUUCUUAGGGUUCCGAUCAACCACCAAUGGCGGGUCGUAGAGAUGCGUUACUCACCAGAGAUAAAAACCAUCCCAUCACCACAUCUCGAAUUGCCGUCGCCGUUUUCGUCGGUGUUCUUCUUGGCUGCAUCUUCGCUUUCUUCUCACCACAUGGAUUCUUCACUUCCAUUCCAACUCCUCCAAUUCUCAAUAACAAGAUGACUUUGUCUGCUUGUGAAUCGCCGGAACAACUUAAUGCGUUGAAAUUGAAUAUUCAAUCAGCUAAAGAGAAGAAUUCUGACUUGAAGAAGGAGGUGAAAAGUCUAAUGGAAAGGUUGCGUUUGGCGGAGCAAGGAAAGGGUCAUGCAAGGGAACAAUUUGUUGUGCUUGGUGAGAAUCACAAGGCUGGUCCUUUUGGUACUGUCAAGGCUCUCAGAACAAACCCUCCUGUUAUUCCUGAUGAAUCGGUGAAUCCUAGAUUGGCGAAACUCUUGGAGGAAGUUGCUAUUUAUAAAGAGGUUGUUGUUGUUCUGGCUAAUACUAAUGUGUUGGAGAUGUUGCAAGUAUGGUUCACCAAUAUCAAGAGGGUUGGCAUUCUUAACUAUUUGGUUGUUGCAUUAGAUGACAGAAUCGAAGAGUUUUGUAAGUCGAAUGAUGUUCCUGUCUAUAGAAGAGACCCGGAUCAAGGCGUUGAUUCGAUUGCCAAGUCGGGUGGGAACCAUGCUGUUUCAGGAUUGAAAUUUCGCAUUUUGAGAGAGUUUCUGCAAUUGGGUUACGGUGUUCUCCUCUCGGAUGUCGAUAUUGUGUAUUUGCAGAACCCCUUUGAUUAUAUUUAUAGGGAUUCAGAUGUGGAGUCAAUGUCGGAUGGUCAUAAUAAUCAUACGGCUUAUGGAUAUAACGAUGUCUUUGACGAACCUUCUAUGGGUUGGGCUAGAUAUGCUCAUACCAUGAGAAUAUGGGUUUAUAACUCUGGCUUUUUUUACAUAAGACCUACACUUCCUUCAAUUGAGCUUUUAGAUCGCGUUGCCGACCGGCUUUCUAAAGAGAAAGCAUGGGAUCAGGCAGUUUUUAACGAAGAGCUCUUUUUCCCUUCACAUCCUGGUUAUGAUGGACUUCAUGCUGCAAAGAGAACAAUGGAUAUGUACCUUUUUAUGAACAGUAAAGUUCUGUUCAAAACUGUGAGAAAAAAUGCUAAACUCAAGAAGUUGAAGCCGGUGAUUGUACAUGUUAACUAUCAUCCUGAUAAACUUGUAAGGAUGAAGGCUGUAGUUGAGUUCUAUGUCAACGGGAAACAAGAUGCGCUCGACAGUUUUCCAGAUGGUUCGGAUUAGAGCAGGAAAUCAAAAUCAACACAGAUUGGUAUGCGCUAACUGUUGUGAUACAGUGGAAGUCUUUUUAAUUUAUCUCUAAGGAUCAAUUUCUUCACAUUGUACUUUCUGUUAUACAGUAUGUCAUAUUUGAUUGUUAGACUAGUUUCUGUAAUCUAUCAUCUUAGCUUUGUAUAUGUCUUCUUGUAUUGUGUAUGUAAUUGAAAUUCAAUGUCUCUGCAACAAAAUUGGGUUUUUUCUUGGCUAAUUGGUCUUAUCUUUUGAUACA
Molecule: messenger RNA, 1658 nt
Organism: Vicia villosa (hairy vetch)
Lineage: Eukaryota; Viridiplantae; Streptophyta; Magnoliopsida; Fabales; Fabaceae
Product: arabinosyltransferase RRA3-like
Exons: 2
Coding region: 110-1393 (427 amino acids)
Biological process (GO): root hair cell development
Molecular function (GO): glycosyltransferase activity
Source: RefSeq, a predicted model, not a curated record